This is a messenger RNA of Lucilia sericata (common green bottle fly), 725 nucleotides long. RefSeq lists its product as uncharacterized. Lineage: Eukaryota; Metazoa; Arthropoda; Insecta; Diptera; Calliphoridae. The record is from RefSeq and is a predicted model, not a curated record. The coding region runs from base 13 to 549 and encodes 178 amino acids. The transcript is spliced from 2 exons.
UGGAACUGUCUAAUGUAUGGUCAUGGUGGAGAGCAUUGUCAUCGAGGUGCCGCUUGCAUGAUAUGCGCAGAAAACCAUCAUACAAAUGUUUGUCCAUUUAAUACAAAUGAAAAGCGACCAGCUGUUUUUACUUGUUUUAAUUGUAAAAAACAUGGAAAAGAAAGAACUGAUCAUGCAGCAAACGACAUAAAUUGUCCACUACGUUCUCUUUAUCUGGAGACGAGGGCAAGAGUAACAACUAAAUCUCAUAAUAAUAACAGAGUACAGCAAAAUCUAAAUACAUUCCAAUUCAACGGUGUGGAAUUUCCCAACUUAGGCAAUACAACAAGCCGCAACAAUAAUAAUAUAAUGAAUGCCAACGUUUCAUACGCAAACCAGCUGAAAAAUAAUUCCGAUCUGUUUAGUGUCGAUGAACUUUUCGAUAUCUUUACAACUGCUAUGGAAGAUUUACAAAGAUGUACAUCAAAAGUGCAACAAAUUAAAGUUGUUAUGUCUAUGAAACGACAGGUCAGAUGGAAGAGGAGGAGGCGUCGCUUUACUGGUUCAUAAAUCUAUAAAACAUAAAAACUGCUUCACAUUUAACACUAGAUCUAUUGAAAAUAUAUCUAUAGAAAUAACAAUAAAUAAUAGACCGAUUGUAAUAACUUCUGCAUACUCGCCCCGUUAUAACAAUAAUUUCUCUAAUGAUAUUCAUAAACUUACACCUUCAGCCAAUGAAUACAUAG